AUGAUUGAAUGGAAUAGGAAACCUCCUGAAGAAGCCCAAAAGGCUGGUGCUGUUAAUAUAAUAGAAGAAAAAACACGUUUACAGCAAAAAAGAUUUGUUUCACAUUUAUACUCACCUGACGAUUGGAAAUCACCUAGCCACCCAAGCAUUAAAUUUCAUAACAGGAUUAUCAAUGAGGCACGACAAGAAAUUAUUAGGCAGGAACUUUCGAGAGAAUUUGGAAUAGACCCUGGGACCGAAAAGAAACUUGACAAAGGACGUAACAAGUGCUUCUGGUUGGUUACGACUUCUAUAUGUGAG
Molecule: messenger RNA, 300 nt
Organism: Racocetra persica
Lineage: Eukaryota; Fungi; Glomeromycota; Glomeromycetes; Diversisporales; Gigasporaceae
Source: the annotation of a GenBank genome assembly